Lagopus muta (rock ptarmigan) is the source of this 2957-nucleotide messenger RNA. It is a transcript of the gene TBPL2, whose product is annotated as TATA-box binding protein like 2. Gene Ontology annotation, biological process: DNA-templated transcription initiation. The coding region runs from base 277 to 1257 and encodes 326 amino acids. NCBI's taxonomy places the organism in Eukaryota, Metazoa, Chordata, Aves, Galliformes, Phasianidae. Gene Ontology annotation, molecular function: DNA binding; RNA polymerase II general transcription initiation factor activity. The record is from RefSeq and is a predicted model, not a curated record. The transcript is spliced from 7 exons.
UCUCAGCUCUGGCUCCUUGCUCAUCCACAACCCUACGGAAAGGCUUAGGCUGUGCCUGUAUCCUGAUGGGGAGCACCAGGCAGAACCCCAAUUUCUCCAGCACAUCCCCAAGGUGAAAAUUAUCUACCAGCCUGCUUGCAAAGAGUAAAAACAAUGCUGGAGGUCACAAUUCCCCUUGCUGUUCACCACCAGCUGUGUCUCUAUGAGCUGCACCUGCUCCGGGGCUGCCCCGUGCUAUAAAACUGUGGUUGGGGGGUAGCAACAGUUUUUGCACGCAUGGAGGACGUCUCGCCACUGGAGCAGUACCUGGAGCACUGCGGCACGCAGGAUGACCUCUCUGCCAGUCCCCAGCUGUUUAAUCCUAUGAGCCCCUAUGACGUGGACCUUCCAAUUCAAGUAGCUGAAGAUGUAUCAUUUGGUUCUCAAUUUAAUCAGCCCAAAGAGCUUCCUGCAGACUUCUCCUCCGUGGAUCUCAGCUUUCUUCCAGAUAUUACCCAAGAUAACAAAGAACAAAAUCCAUCUGAAGAUGGUCAUGAAAUGCAAGGAGGGCUCAACGGAUCAGUGCCGAGAAAUGAUGACAGAGGGAUCUUCAAGGAGGAAAGCAGCCCAUCGUACCCAGGUGCAACGCAGCCAAGCCCAGGAGAACCUGGUGUGUGUCCUCCCCUGACACCAAUGACUCCUAUGACCCCAGUGACACCUGCAUCAGAGAGUUCUGGCAUAGUUCCUCAGUUACAGAAUAUUGUGUCAACUGUAAACUUGGCUUGUAAACUAGAUCUGAAGAACAUAGCUCUGCAUGCCAGAAAUGCAGAGUAUAACCCAAAGAGGUUUGCUGCUGUGAUCAUGAGGAUCAGGGAACCACGAACGACGGCCCUUAUCUUCAGCUCAGGAAAAAUGGUUUGCACAGGAGCAAAAAGUGAAGAGCAGUCACGGCUCGCAGCAAGGAAGUAUGCGCGUGUGGUGCAGAAGCUGGGGUUCCCUGCCAAGUUUCUGGACUUCAAGAUCCAGAACAUGGUGGGGAGCUGUGAUGUGAGGUUCCCCAUCCGACUGGAAGGGCUGGUUCUCACCCACCAGCAGUUCAGCAGCUAUGAACCUGAGCUAUUUCCUGGCCUUAUUUAUAGGAUGGUCAAACCGAGGAUAGUGUUGCUCAUCUUUGUGUCUGGGAAAGUUGUUCUGACUGGAGCAAAAGAGCGUUCUGAAAUCUAUGAGGCGUUUGAGAACAUCUAUCCCAUUCUUAGAGGUUUCAAGAAAACAUCAUGAAGCAGCCUGAAAAGUAGAUAGAAAUAACGUAUGGGUUUGUAUUGCUAAGCAUGGAAGAGAAGCCAAGGCUAUUCCUGGACCCAAAUGUAUAGAUGUGGAGGAUGAAAGUGAUGUUAUUGUGAAUGCUAUAAAUGCUGAUCCCUUCCUACAGUUUGUGAAAUGUUUUUUGCUUGCAGAUUUGUUGUCCAUAAUUCACUUUGGUUCUGACAACUUCCGUCAGGCAGAGAAGCUUACCAAACCAAUGUACCUUUAACAGCAUGCAUAAUAAGGUUGCAUUUAGUUUGUAGUUGAAACCUUCUGCCUUUUCCCUGUUGAACAGGCAAACUGACACUACAUUUCAAACCAACCGGCAACCCAGCUCCUGCAAUGUUGUAUUUUCAUGCUGACUCAUUCAAAUUCAAAAUACAUUUGUUUUUUUUCUAUACUACAGCUUACAAAAUCCAGCAUGACUUUAUUUCAGUGUUUGGAAGGCAGUGACUGCAGAGGACACCGGACUCCCUCUGAUCACACAGGUUGGAUCAACUGUUGUGUAACGGUGCUGGUGUUCCAUUAGCAGAGAAGAUAUUGAAGGGCAGUGCUGGAACACAUUCAGAAAGGGGGCUUGCUAAGCUAAUUGAUUAAUUGGUCAUGGCACGGGUUUUAACAAAAUGCUACCUGUUUGUGUUACUGAAGCCUGAUCAGAUGAUGACUGAUCAGGAACAGCCUUUAAAGUGGACUUGAGGAAAACACAAAAAAAGUCCUGGAUGCUCAGGGCUUAAUUAUCUGAGUUAUUUACCUAGAUAACAGCAAUGAAAGCAUUUGGUGAUUUUUGCAGCUGAUGCUGUGGGCCUCUUCCACUUUCCUCAAGCAAAGGCUUUCUUUGCUAGAGGUGUCUCUCUCAGGUGAAACAAGCAGGAAGAGUGUAGAGAUGAUUCCUUUACUGUUCUGGUCUCUGCUCCGAUUCUCUGGAAGCGAGAGUGCUUUUUCUUGUCUCAGAACAGAAUUUUGGUGCUGCUGGGCCUCAUCUCCUUCCCUUGUUUCCUGCUGAAGAUGGGACAGAUCUGUCAGUAAGCUCCCUGAGCCGCUAGAGGUUGCUAUUUGAUGAUUUAAGCGCAACCUAAGCUAAAAGCUGCCUGUCCUCAGUAGAAGCAUACAAUGUUGGCAAUGGUUUAAUGCAGGACAGAGUACCUGUCAUGUCUUGCUGCCACCAGCUUAUUUCUGAUUUGGAGAGGCAGUGACUUCAGUGUGUCUGAAAUCUCACUCAAGUACUUUUAUAACUUUGCUCCUCCGGAACAAAAAGCUUGGAAAACUUCAUGCACUUCCUUAUGAUAAACUGGUCUCAACUGCCUUAUCAGCUUCUUUGUCACAAGCAAACUGUGGGUUUCCAUGCUCAAAUCUAUUCUAAACAGAGACUGACUUUUCUGUUUGCUUUCCAACACUGCAGACUUUCCACCGCUGUGGGCUGAGCUUCUGUUUGCGCUGUGGCUGUUACAGCUGAUAAGCAUGAUUUAGCAGAAUCCUUGCAAGUGAAAAGCAACAACCUGCUCUUAUUGGUGUUUGGAGAUGGCUUAUCUGAGAUGAGAAAGAAAACUGCUUUUUUCAUCAAGAGCUGCAUAAUUUCACCAGUAAAAUCAGCGCUCUUUUAAGAAGUGCGGAAAGAGCUUGGAGAUAAGAAGUGGGCUCUGUCUUCUCAGAGCUGCUGAUAACCUCAUGUUUGCUAU